Ambispora leptoticha is the source of this 537-nucleotide messenger RNA. Lineage: Eukaryota; Fungi; Glomeromycota; Glomeromycetes; Archaeosporales; Ambisporaceae. The record is from the annotation of a GenBank genome assembly.
AUGACUAAAAAAUAUACCAUCUAUUUUGGUGGAUACACUGAACCUUAUUAUUUACGGGAACCCAAAGAAGUAAAAGGACUUUUAGAGGAUUACAACAAAGAUCCCGAUAAGUUAACUGAUGACUUACAAGACCUUAACGACCAAUUAGACCAGAAAGAUGCCCGCGACGCGGAGAAAAUAACCCAAAAGACCGCCGACAAAUUACAGGCGGAUUUAAAUAAGUUCCCCAUUCUUAAUCAAAGUGUAAACCAAUUAUUAAAUAAAGAAAGUGUAGCGGACUUAAAAGAAUUGGAUGACAAAAUAAAAGAGAUUAAACAAAACUUACAGACUACCGCCACCGAACGGGAUGAAGCCCGUAAAAAACGCGACCAAUACAAGGCCGAUCGGGACAAAUUAAGGAAAAAAGUUAACACCAUUAAACCUUCUUGGGAUUUUAUAGUAGACAAAAUAAAUAAAUGCAAAACGGUAAUUAUUGGCGACCUACAAAAGAAAAAGAUCCGUCAUCACAUGGGACAAAUUGCGGGAGAGUUCGCGUGA